Molecule: messenger RNA, 1287 nt
Organism: Paramecium tetraurelia
Lineage: Eukaryota; Ciliophora; Oligohymenophorea; Peniculida; Parameciidae
Exons: 7
Biological process (GO): Arp2/3 complex-mediated actin nucleation
Cellular component (GO): actin cortical patch; Arp2/3 protein complex
Molecular function (GO): actin filament binding
Source: RefSeq, a predicted model, not a curated record
GUAUCCUAUGCAAUAGACAAUUGACAAAGGGUUUUAUCAAAGCAAGGUUUGCGUCAUCGACAAUGGUACUGGCUUUACGAAGAUGGGGUGGGCUGGAAACACUGAACCAUAAUUCGAUAUCCCUACUGUUGUGGCAGAUCAUCAAGAGAAAUAAAAAGUUCAAAUGAGCAAGAAUACCAAUGAGAAUUUGGAUUACUACAUCGGAUACGAAGCGUAUGACUACACCAAGUCUCACAAUAUCUUCUAUCCAAUGAAGAGUGGAAUCGUAGAAAAUUGGGAUCUCAUGGAGAAGUUUUGGCACAGAAGUAUAUUUGAUUACCUCAGAGCUGAACCCGAUGAAACAACCUUCAUUUUGACUGAACCACCUAUGAAUCCUCCUGAAAACAGAGAGAACAUUGCAGAAAUCUUUUUUGAAACCUUCAAUGCCAAAGGAUUACACAUUUCAGUUUAGGCAGUCCUGUCCCUUUUCUCCACCGGAUUAACAGGUAUGGUCUUGGACUCAGGAGACGGUGUGACACAUUGCAUUCCUGUCUCCGAUGGUUAUGUGAUAGGAUCGUGUAUCAAACACAUACCAUUGGCAGGAAGAGACAUCACCCAAUUUAUCUAAAAUUUAUUGAAGGAAAGAGGAGAAAAUAUACCAGCAGAAGACAUUAAAAAAGUAGCAAGGGAAGUUAAAGAGAAAUAUGGCUAUUGCAUUGGAGAUGGAGAUCUAAUCAAGGAAUUCCAAGCCUAUGACAGAGGAGAGAAGAACAAAUUCAAAACCUAUUAUGGAAAGAGCUCAGUUACCAAAGAGAAAUACACUAUCGAUAUUGGUUACGAAAGAUUCUUAGGUCCUGAAAUGUUCUUCCAUCCAGAGUUUUUAGAUGGCAAAUGGAGAUCUCCCAUUGAUGAAAUCAUUGACAAAUCCAUCUAGACUUCCCCUGUCGAUUGCAGAAAGAAACUAUAUCAAAAUAUCAUCUUAUCAGGUGGAUCCACUUUGUUUGAUGGCUUUGCUCAAAGAUUGGAGCAACAAGUCUAACUGAGAAUUGAUUCCAGACUCUAAAAAUAUGAAGUCAGGUCUGGAUUCAAACCUGCAUCCAUCAAAGUCAAUGUUACUCAGAACCCCUUCCAAAGAUAUGCUGUUUGGUAAGGAGGAAGUUUGAUGGCAUUAUAACCACAAUUUGAGAAGGUCUAUCACACUAGAUAAGAGUAUUUCGAAAGAGGCCCAUCCAUUGCCAGAUACAAUGCAGUCUUUUAGCCAUAGUAUUGAAUGUAUGUUCACAUUAAAUAAGAAAAUUAAUAUAUAUA